AUGUUCGUCCUGGUGGAGAUGGUGGACACCGUGCGGAUCCCGCCGUGGCAGUUUGAGAGGAAGCUCAACGACUCCAUCGCCGAGGAGCUGAAUAAGAAGUUGGCCAACAAGGUCGUGUACAACGUGGGACUCUGCAUCUGUCUGUUCGACAUCACCAAGCUGGAGGACGCCUAUGUGUUUCCUGGGGACGGUGCGUCGCACACCAAAGUCCAUUUCCGCUACGUGGUGUUCCACCCGUUCCUGGACGAGAUUCUGAUCGGGAAGAUCAAAGGCUGCAGCCCCGAGGGAGUGCACGUCUCUCUAGGGUUCUUCGACGACAUCCUCAUCCCCCCCGAGUCGCUGCAGCAGCCAGCCAAGUUCGACGACGCAGAGCAGGUGUGGGUGUGGGAGUACGAGACGGAGGAAGGGGCACACGACCUGUACAUGGACACCGGCGAGGAGAUCCGCUUCCGCGUGGUGGACGAGAGCUUUGUGGACACGUCCCCCACUGGGCCCAGCUCCGCCGAGGCGGCCUCUACCAGCGAGGAGCCCAAGAAGGAGGCCCCGUACACGCUUGUGGGAUCCAUUAGUGAGCCGGGCCUGGGCCUUCUCUCCUGGUGGACUAGCAGCUAG
This is a messenger RNA of Pipistrellus nathusii (Nathusius's pipistrelle), 612 nucleotides long. The record is from the annotation of a GenBank genome assembly. Lineage: Eukaryota; Metazoa; Chordata; Mammalia; Chiroptera; Vespertilionidae.